AUGCUUGAUUAUUGGUCAUUAAUAGCGUCCUCAUUGCGCUAUCUACUUCUACUUGUGGUGGGUUUUGUAGUGGUGACGAACACAAUAGUUUGUGGUUGGACUAUAAAAAAGGGCUCCUCAAGGAAAGUACGAAGAGUAUUGGUAGGGCUCCCCUUUCUGAAUGGGCUUUAUUUCUCACAUUUCGAGUAUGAAAAUUAUAGGGUAUCAUUGGGGGCAGUGAUACUUCGUGCUUUUCGAGGUUAUAGCAUAGAAUUAAGGGACAUUACAGUGAAGUGCAACUCAUUUGUAUCUCAACCCAAGCAAACGCCCCAAGUGCUGCAACUGAAAUUGUCAUUAAGUCAUACUUUGUUGGUUGUUCUCCGAUAUCUGGGCCCAAAGAAAAUUAUCGUGAAAAAUGCAACCCUGGUCUGGCCGCAUUCGGGCUUGAGGCUGCAAUUGGCUACUGGUGACGUCCGUAUCAGCUUUGCUAACGGGCUCACAAAACCCUACCUUAGCUUCAAUGCCUCAGGUAUCCAGGAUAACAAACAUAUUGUCAAAAUACGAGCAAUUCAUUACGAUAUCAACAUCACCUUGCAGGAUUCCGAACAAGGCAGUAAUACCGGACGUCGAAUGCGUCUCGCGAGGCACGAUCAUAGUUUGGUGCUAAUCGGUGCUCGGCUACAUGUUAACGAAAGACCACCUAUGGCCAAUCACUCACAUGCCCCAUCUGCUGAAGACUCUCCGAAAGAUGAAGCUGACUGGACUGCCAAAAAAGAAAAUAUUCUACGCGUGCUUUCUAGUUUGGGAAGUAUUGAUGCUAGAUUUGAGAAUCUCUCCAUCGCAGUAGGGCCGUCGUUCCACAUCAGUAUUCCUUCCAUGUACUUGUCUCAAAAAGUCACAGAUUAUACGGAGCACACCGCUCUCGAACUUUUCUCUAACCUGCGCAAUGAACCCAUUCACGAAGUACUUUUUACUAUAAACUCAACUACACUCUCUCUGGACGACGAGGCUUUUCUCAAGCUACCUUCGGUAACGGUCAAUUCCGUUUUCAAUCUCAUCUCCGCUGUCAUGAAUCCCGAAAAAACUUAUCCAACUGUCGCAUGCACUCUAGCAGCGGUUGAUCCCUCUAUUUUACUGACGCAGGAGCAGCUUGUGAAGCUUUGGGAAUACACCAUCCCUGGCGCUGAUGACGCUUAUGUCCGCCCACAUGGAAGUGCAAAAAGCCGUAAAUGGACCGAAGUCUUUGGCCUCGAUGUUUAUCCUGAAUUCGUUACAAAGAUCAUUGUUUCUAACCUGUCCUUCACGCUGAAGCUUUCUUCGACAAAACAUUUCGUGUUCCGCACCACAAAUGUUCACUCUCUUGGACAAAAUCGACGUGCUUUUGAAACUGGUAGUGAAGGAAUAAAAUCAAGUGCAGAUGACCUGCGGGAUACGAGAGACCACACAGACAACUUUCUGAAAAUUGACAAGUUUAGUCUGACAUUUUAUUCCUUCGGUGGAGAUGACAGUACCCAUGCAUAUGAACUUCCCGUAGUUGUCUUCAGCAAAUGGGAAUUCUUCGGUGAGAGCAUUAUUUCUAAUGAAAUUAUUAUUACGAGCACGCUGAGAAAUCUCAAAAUCUCUGUCGAGGAUGUCGAAGUCAUUAAGGGCGUCGGCCAGUAUGUUGGAGAGUGGACAACAAGGAUCAAAUCGCAAAAAAUGCGCCGUGCGAAGGGGAGAGAACUUGGCUUUUCUUUAAAACUACGUCUGAAGAACGCUGUUGCGUCUCUCAUGGUCUCAGAUUACUUGCCCACAAUACUGGACAAGUCGGGAAGCUGCAGAAACCUCGCACAUUACACUCGAGGCUCUAGCAUAAUUCUACAAGAGGCGUUCAUGGAUUUCUGUUCCAACGGCCAGAAACUACACGUCAUAAAAGGAACAAUCGAGAAAAUGAUGGAAGACAAUGGGGCUCCUUAUUCAAAAAGUCCUAUCAUGUCAGUCAAAGAUUUUGUAUUGGAACGCCGUCAAGAAAAGUUUCGUUUCAUUAUCCCAUCCUGUAGCGUCAGCUUUGAUAUCAAUACCGUUUGGCUUUUUUUCUAUUUGAGAGACAUUGCGCAUGGCCUGUUCGAGAGUAAAACGCCCAAAUCACCAAUCGAGUCUCAAUCUUCUCACUUCGAAUUGCCUAAAUUUUUCAGGCUCAUUGACGCCGAUGUUGUGUCACUUCUCAUUAACAUCGAACUACCUCAUUCAAUUAAACUUAAACUUGCAAUAGAAAGCGGAUCGUUGGCUGGCAAUUCUAUGACUUUGAACAUGGGUUCCCUACAGAUUUUUACAACAACCGUGUACCAGUCGAACGAUACCUUCGUUCCUAUUCUUAGAAUGCACAAAGCAUUUAUGAAGAUGAAUAAAGCCUCGCACGAAGAAAUGCCCUUUGAGAUCAAAACAGAAACUACCUGGGUUAAGUUCGAAUACCAUUUGAGGCUUUACAAAAUUCUGGAUAAUAUCAGUACGAUGAUCAAAUGCAUCAAGGCUUUGAGCGGAUACUUCGGAGACUAUUUCAACAUUAUGGCCCGCGAACCUCAAGUAGAGGACGCUAAAUGCGUACCUCCCAUACACUUCGAAACCGGCAUUCUGACACUUGAUGUUGAAGAAGACCCCUUCGAGCAAGAGUUGGGUCUCAUUUAUAAGGUGGGGGUUACCGAACAAUUGGAACGCAUAGAAAAGCUCAGACUUAUGGAACAAGAGCUGUCACCAACACUAAAUCAUGAUAGUGUUGCUCAUCUAGGCCGAGAAGAUAAGCUACAAAGGCUUUUUGAGCAAUUUUCUAUUUCCUGGAUAAAUAGAAUGAAAAAGGCACGCCUAAGGUUUUUUGGAAGACCCUUUACUAAGAUCAAUCGACUUGAUAUUGGAACUUCAUCGUUUAAAGUUUUCGAAGGAUUGAACAGCACAAUUCUCAAAGUUGAGCUUGAAGAUGUGCAUUUGAGGUUGCAUCGACCCUCGUUCCCUUUGCAGAACUGCGAUGAGUUUUUCUACAAAUAUGGAAAAAAGAUGCCGCGAAAUACAAAAUUCACAACCUUGAUCCCGCUUGGAGUUGAGCUUUCUGGGACCCGUUGUGAAUUUAUACUGAGAGACUACCCGCUACCCAUAGCCUUCUUCCCUGAUAUGAGUAUUAAAGGCGACCUCGUUUUUGCUGAGCGAAUGCCUUGUCCACUAUCAAAGAGGUACGUUCAUGUGCCAUUUGUUCCGGGCGCAACGGGUGAACUUUACACAUCCACCAAUUCCAUUUACGGAUCAAAUAUCGUCCGUACUCUGAACCCAUUGAAAGCAUACAUGAACCUGAAGUGCGAGGUUGAAUCUGAUAAGCCUACCACCGUAACAUGGGGUAAGUCGCUUCAGCCUGGUUUCCAAGCUGUGAUGAUAUGGUUUGAUUACUUGUCAAAACCGCCUGUGGAUCCCUCCGAAAAAUUGGGGUUCUGGGACAAGUUCCGUCUUUUAAUUCAUGGGCAGCUAAUUCUAGAGUGGCGUGGAAAUAGCGAGUUUCACCUGAAUCUGAAAGGUUCACACGACCCAUACCUCGUGACAGAUAAGGGAGCGGGUCUUUCCUUCUGCUGGAGAGGUGAUGCUCGGCUUUCGUUACACGAAUCGUCCGAUCCCACAGAAUUUCUCAAAAUAACAUCUAAUCAGUUCUUACUGGCAAUAAGAGAUUUCACGCACCAACGGAGACUUGAAAAAACACUGAUGGAACUUAGCGGUUAUGUGACAUGGACUAUGGGUAUAUCUUUUGAAGCCGGUAAUCCUAAAGAUCCGGGAAGCGUGAAAAGAUCAAGCACCUUUCAACCUCAUUAUAAAAUCAAUCUUUGCAAUCCUCGAUUUUUGGACCCUAGCGUUGUCCAUGAUUCAUACGAGGGCUUUAGAAGUGACUUUAUCCACCUAUUUUUUCAGGUAAAAAAUGGAACUAGCGUCAAAAGCUCGAACAAUGUCCACUUGGCGCCCUAUUGCAUGACACAUUUUUUCAGCUGGUGGAAUUUGUUUAGUACCUACACGUCAGGACCAAUUCGACAGGGACCACUGUUUCCGGACCUUCUUCAAAACCCUAAGAAAUUCUCAAAAGCUCUCUUCACCGUCAAAUAUUCCCUUCAGGUCUCACCUCUUAUGCUUUGCCAUACGUACAUCCAUGCUGACUCGCAACUCAGUAACAGCGACAGUGAUGAGACUGCUUUUACGAGUCUGAAAGGUUCUUUUGAGAGUCUGACCUUGGAUCUUCAUCAAAAAAGAGUGAAGAUGGAUCACGCAGAGACCAACUUGGGGACUUCCAGGACUGUCUGGAAAUUCAAAAUGAAUGCCGGUGAGAUUGAUUGUCGUACAGCAGACAUUAGAAUGAUAUACUCACAGUUAGCCUCCUCGAGAGAGGAUCAAAGUCAAGGUGGUUGGCAGCGUUCCUCAUCUGAAGAACCAGAUCAAAAUUCGACAUUCGCGUCUUCACAAAAUGGGAAUUCUAAUCGUAGCUGGUUCAACUUGGAAGAUUACAAUGACAUUAAUCAAGGAAUGGGGAAGCGCUUUAAGAUUCGUGUUUUCGACGAAGCGCCCCUUCUGUACUCCCCCAGAAUAUCUUAUCUAAGAGAACUCUCUGAAGGAGAAUCUUUAAAGUUUCCUUUCGGGUCAGAAAGUGAUCAUGAAUGUGCUCUGGGCCACAACGACCCUAUGGUUACCCAGGAGCUCCUGGCGAGAGCGAGAGCUCAAGAGUUGGAGUCACAAUUGUCCUCUAUCGAGAAGGUCAUCUCAGAGCUCACUCCCACUUCAAAAAGUUCUCAACAGCACACAAAAGUGGACGAACAUCUCGAGACUUUACGUGCUCGCUACCACGAUUUUCGGCACAGACUUCACAUUAUUCAUGUUGUCUUGGAAGACUUGAUGCUGUCAAAACUACCUUCGAACUCUUUGGUAUCCGAUGAUUUAGAGAGUAGCGCUUCCAGUGGAAGUGACUUAUCCAAGUCCGAAUCUCAUAAGGCGUUAUUGAGGGUGAACACUCUAUCAUCCUUCCGCUCUAUGAGAAAAGCUACCAGUGCUUUUGUCAAAUCUUCCUUCGAUAACAGAUUUAUUUUGCAUAACAUUUUACUGAAGGUCAAUAACAAGACAAGGGACAUGUUGCUGGAUUAUGUGUUUAAUGUGCUGAACAGAAAAAAGUCAAGUUUCUUCCAGACCUACAAAUCUGUGGCUCUUUUGGAAGAGUUGUUAAAGGUAAAGCUCUGGAACCUGCCCUCGGGUCGUUUAAGAAAAGAAUACGAUGCUCUUUUGGAAGACACCUUAUCAAAUGCGAAUUUGUUUGAACGCUGUGAGGACAUUAUCAGGAAGAUUGCUGAAGAAGGCCUUGAAGCCCGUGACACCCUUCAGAUUAAGUUCGUGCUCCCGCAGAUUCAGGUCACGUCUGAAGAAGUUUCUCAAAAGUGCAUUUUGAUUACUGCAAGAGAUGUCGAAACAUCAAUUGUGGAGAUCAAUCAAAUGCCAUUUUCAUCACUUCAUAAUGCACCGGUCGAUGUCAACAGUUUAGUUGAGACAAGGUUUGCUACAAAGUUGAAUGAAGCACACUUCUUCAUUUUCGAUCGAGGCGAUCUAUCAUCUGAUAAUGGCCUUGGAUUCGAAAUGAAUGGAUAUGGUGCAGACAGUAAAUCAGCUUUUUGGCCGCCCUGGCUCCCCAUGGAGAUGUGCUAUAACUGUGAAGCCCUUGAGGACUCCCUGUUUUUGGAGAGAAAUGAUAUGAUAAUGCUGUUUACACAGCCAAACUCGCUUUUUUUCCAAGACAAGACCAAUAAAAUGAAUAGAAGCGAGGCAAAAGUGCGAAUUGGCUUUCCCAAGCUUACACUGGCGUCAAACUCUGACCAAUAUUCUUCAAUCUACGCUAUUGCGGUAGAAAUGUUGCAUUUUGCCUCUAGCUUCGAUAAAAAAGCUGACAAGCUUUCGAGGGUCAUGCUUGCUGAGGAAGUGCGAAACAAUUUGGAUAAACUGGAUGUAUCAAUAAUAGUAAACCUCCAAAAAUCCAUAAAAAAUCUGGAUAGAACUCGCGCGUAUUUGAAGAUGCACGAUCCUCAAGGAUACAAGAAAGUCGCACAUCUUAUUGCAACUGAACUGGACGCUGCAAUUCUGGAGUUGAACCUUUUGAUGAGUGCCAUCAAGAAAAAUCACGACAAAUUGCGUUUAUCCGGCGGCUCUGAAAAUCAUCAAGACAAGUUGUAUUGGCAGAUUGGCGCAGACGAGGUGACCUGGCGAUUACUUGAUGAUCAAGAAAAUGAUUUUGUCUUAUUCGAGUUGGGAACGGCAAGCUUUUACCGGUCACAAGCUUUGGACGGCACAAACAGCAACAAAAUUACCAUCUCAUCGCUGUCGUGCUUUAACUUGCAAAAGAAUGCAGUCUACAGAAAGCUACUUGGUCCUUAUGAAGAUACUGUUGAAAACUCAAAACCCUUGAUCGAAAUAUCGUGGCUCAUUGGCCCGUCCGUGGGAGGUAUUUCGGAUCUGGUCAACCUUGUCGUUUUACUGAAACCAUUUACUUUCAAAAUGGAUCAUCGGACAUCGGAUCUUCUGCUCCAGUAUUUGUUUCCCUCACCAAGCAUUGACACUGCAUCACAAGUGCAUACCUUGACACAAGACACGUCGUCGUCCCGCUCUCGGCCAAGUUCUUCAGGUUUGAACCUGAACCUGAGACUGAGGAACAUGUCGUCAACUUUCUCUUCAUCACCAUUGGUGAGCAAUUCCCGGCUUUCUUCGCCUGCUCCCCCAUCAAUUCUCACUCGGCGAAACGCGCAAGACAUGAAUGAAAUGGUCGACAGAUCAUCUCGGUAUUUCAAUGUGGGUCUUGUGGUGAUCGAGAAAGUCACAAUGUCUAUCAGCUACCGAGGUUCACGAAGUCUCAUCACAAAUGUCGACAAUCUAACGGUGAAGGUCCCAACACUGCGGUAUUCCCGUCGGCUGUGGUCCCGCGAAGAAUUUAUUGCAACCCUCAAGAAAGACAUUAUAAAGAUAGUGCUACAACACACGGGUAACAUUAUUGGCAAUAAAUUGACGUUUCAUAAGAAGGCCAAAGAGUUGGACAAUAUCGAAUCGCUAGGCAAACUUGGUUCUGCAACAUCAGGCAGUCCCCAGUCUGUGCGGUUUCCCGGACAUGUCAAAGCGGCUCAAGCGCAUCCUAACUCAACGCAUCUUCACAAGACCCAGACUAGCGAUCGCGCUAGUGGUCAUGGUAGUGAACGCGCCGAUGAUACGCUUGCUGAGCUAAAGACACCGACCAGUACAGUCAGCGUUGAGGCCUUCUUUCCGGUGACUACAGCACCUGACGCGACACUUGCUGAGAAGAUUACGUAA
Lachancea sp. 'fantastica' is the source of this 7314-nucleotide messenger RNA. The record is from the annotation of a GenBank genome assembly. NCBI's taxonomy places the organism in Eukaryota, Fungi, Ascomycota, Saccharomycetes, Saccharomycetales, Saccharomycetaceae.